Messenger RNA from Oryzias melastigma (Indian medaka), 3224 nucleotides. Its product is annotated as WD repeat-containing protein 78. The record is from RefSeq and is a predicted model, not a curated record. The transcript has 17 exons. NCBI's taxonomy places the organism in Eukaryota, Metazoa, Chordata, Actinopteri, Beloniformes, Adrianichthyidae. Gene Ontology annotation, cellular component: axonemal dynein complex. Gene Ontology annotation, biological process: cilium movement. Gene Ontology annotation, molecular function: dynein heavy chain binding; dynein light chain binding. The coding region runs from base 131 to 2383 and encodes 750 amino acids.
AUAGACUGAAUAAUGCUGGGUGGAGUCGUUGUUGCGUCUCCAUGGCAACGGGGAAGCGGGAGCAAUCUUGACUAACAGAACCAAAGUGUCAAAGAAAAGAAACGCAAUAAAUUAAGAUUCAGCAGACAGCAUGAACAACAGAACUCCGCGGUUGAACUCGUUGUCUCGGGCGUCGACCGACGCGGGGACAGCUUUCCUGAACAGCAGGACGAGUUCGAGGUGGACGUGGGAGGUUCGAGCCCGGCAGGACGGGAAGCGCCGCAGUGUGCUCGGCAGCAGCCGGCCCGGCAGACCCCACGGCCCGGAGGAGACGCCGAGGAGAGCCGCUCGGGUGCUGGAUGCUGAGGGCAACGAUGUGACUCCGCUGCCUCUGCUUCCAGUGAAGCCACAGGCGUCUACUAAAACGGCAGGAUUGUGUCUGGACGACUUGUUCAAUUCAGAUCACUCUAGCUCCAACUCCAGCCUUGAUCUGGACUCCACCUCCUCUUUAAGCAGCUCAUUCGCUCUGUCCUCAAGGGAUUCAUGGACGAAGGAGAGUAAAGACAGUCUCCUUACGGAGGACAUCCACCUAAGCCUACCUACUCCAUUGAUCCCACCAAAGAAAGGAUUGGCUAAAACACAAGCAUCAGAAGAGAUUAAAGUGACUGACAUGGUUCUUAUGGAGUCAGAGACGGUUACGCUGCUGGACAUCCCCAGCACCUUGAUCCACGAGGACGCUGACGGUGCAGAAGACGCCAGGGUGAGGACCAACCACUAUGUUGAACUUUGCAAGAGCAAAGUGCGCAACGCUGUUGAACAAUCCACACAGACAAUCGUUGGAGAGAACAAAAACAAACAGAUACAGACCAACGAGAAGGUUGAGCUUGAAAAGAGCACAUCUGUAACAACCUGGGACGUCUACGACUCUUACUGUGAGCAAGAGGAAAGCUCCAGAAUCGAUCCAGAUGUGCGUCAUCACGACCCUAGGAUGAGAGGAAGGAAGAACGCUGAAGGGAGCAGCUCAAGCACUACAGGCAGUACCAUCAGCUCUCUGUCAGAAAUGGAAACUCUCCGGGACCUUAAACACACCGCAGCAGAUCCAAACGACGUCCUGCUGUCAGAGUCCUUUCAAAGGAUUUUGCUCGUUAUGGAGAAAACAAUUGCAACAGUGGUCCACUGGCCUGAGCUGACCGCUUUUAGACGACUGCCAGCUCUGGAAGACCCCGACAGCGCAGUGACGCAGGAAUGUGAGAAGCAACAGGAGGAAGAGUCCUCAUCUCCAACCAUGAAACGUCUCUGGACUUUUGACUCUGAACCCACCAGAGGAUGCAUGAUAACCAGCAUGACCUGGAACAAGAAGAACCUGAACAUUCUGGCUGUCAGCUAUAGUGACUGUGAUCCUACCAGCUCCAGACCGAGUUUCAUCUGCUGCUGGUCGCUGAAAAACCCUUUGUGGCCGCAGCGCAUCUUCUCCUGUCCGAGUCGAGUGACGUCCAUGGACUUCUCCUCCAGCGACCACGGCCAUCUGGCUGUGGGAAUGUACGAUGGCUCCGUAGCCAUCUACAAUGUUCAGAUUCAGGACUGGAGGGCAUGUGUUGCUACCAGCAGCAAGUGUCCAAACCGGCACCUGAGUCCAGUCUGGCAGGUUGUGUGGAACAAACAAGACCGUGAAUUCUCUGGGCUGGAGGGGGAAGAGGUUCUGGUCUCCGUGUCAGCAGAUGGCAGGAUCUCCAUGUGGCUGCACUGCAACAACGAGCUGGAAUGUGUCGAUCUGAUGAAGAUACGGAGGAUUCAGGAUGACAGGAGGAAAAACGGCGAGUACAAGAUGGCGGGAGAAACCAUCCUGUCAGAGGUGUCUCCCGGACACUGCCUGGAUUUCCAUCCUAAAGAGUCGGACGUCUAUCUGGUCGGCUCUUGGGACGGACUCAUCCACAAGUGUUCGCUGAACAACAACCAGCAGUUCCUGGACACGUAUCAGAAGCACUUACUCUCUGUAAACGACAUCCAGUGGUCUCCAUUCAGCCCGGAUCUGUUCCUGAGCUGCUCCUCAGACUGCACCAUCCAGCUGUGGAGGCACACCCGCCUCAGCCCGCUGCUGAGCUUCAAGUCCGUGCACAGCCAGGUGUGCGGCGUCCGCUGGUCCCCGGAGCGCUCCACCGUGUUUGCAGCCAUAUACAGACGGCGGGUGGAGGUCUGGGAGCUGAGCUCCAACAUCCUGUCCCCGGUCAUUGUGCACCACGCUGCUGCCGGAGUAACGCUGACAGCCCUCCUGUUUGCCAAAGGGACAGGCUGUGUCCUGGUGGGGGACAGUGAGGGGAAAGUGACCGUCUACCAGCUCAGAAAUCUCACGGUCAACGGCAAGAAGGGAAAAAGUCUGGAUGACAUCCUCUCAUCUGUUUCCUGAAAACUGGUUUAAGAAAAGACGUUUAUUCUUCUCAUCAAAAUUUUUUUGUUAUUUUGAUCUUUUGUUUUCAUAAAAACAAUGUUUUAAAAAUUUGCAACAAAAAUCUGUUGGAGUAGAUCUUUAUAACAGGUAUGAAACAUGGAAAAAAAAAUCAAAAAUAGCUGAAGCUUUAUAGAUUUUUGUCCCACAUCUACAAAGAAAUGAUAUUUGGGUUUAGAUUCUUUUUGCCAAAGCAGUUUGUUUGAAAUGCAUUUACAGAUAAAUUCAUUUCUCAAUUAGACGCUGCGUUUCUGAGCCCUGAAGCAGCUGUGGGCGUGGCUGCAGCUUUCCCCGCAGAACUCAGGAAUGUGUCGACUAACACAGUUAUUCUGGAUGACAGUGUUUUCGUUCACUCACAUGUUUGGACAAAUUGCAUCACGCGUCCCGGAGCAGCUGGUAUGUUUGUCAGACAAACUCCACUUUGUCCGGUUGUGGCCUUCACAUUGACCAAAAAUCUCAUUAAAAAAUAACUUUCUCCACUUUUGUGAUAUUUUUCUAUCUGUUUUAUGAUUUUGAAAACCAGUGAAAAAUCAAACCUGUGAGGUUUUUUAUCUGGUUUAUGUUUUUUUUUAAUCAGUUUGGAUUUGUUCAAAUGUUUCUAUUUGUCUAAAUGUCAUUUUUCAGACAAAUUUCUGGAUGAAGAAAUGUUUUGUUUACUUUCAUCUUUAGAAAUGAUUCUGUUUCCUCAGCUGUUGGAUGAAACUGUGUAAAAGUCCUCGACUUUCAGAAUUGUCAAAUAUUCAAAUGUAUUUAAUUUUACUUAAUUAUUAAAGUCUUUGGAACUCUUGCAUGUUUUGUAGAA